CAUCAAACUGAUCAAACACAUAAGCUCCAAGUCAUUUUUCAUCUUCACCCAAAGAUCACAAUCUCUUUAAAAGUCUCUAGUUUUCCCAAUUUUCAUCUCUACUUUUACAUUUUAGUCGAACACAACUACUUUAUCCUUUGCAAGCAGCUUUUCAAACGCCCUUUUACACUAUAACACCAAUGGAGAAGCUACAAAAGAUGAUCUCCGAGAAGUCGGUAGUGAUCUUUAGCAAGAACUCUUGCUGCAUGUCGCACACAAUCAAGACUCUCUUCUUAGACCUUGGCGUGAACCCAACGAUCUAUGAGCUAGACGAGAUCAACAGAGGAAAAGAGAUAGAGCAUGCAUUGGCUCAACUUGGCUGCAGUCCGACCGUGCCAGUGGUGUUCAUAGGAGGGCAGCUUGUUGGUGGAGCCAAUCAAGUCAUGAGUCUCCAUCUCAAUCGUUCUCUCAUUCCAAUGCUUAAACGCGUUGGGGCUUUAUGGCUUUGAUCAAAUAUUAUAAAGGAAUAGUUACUUA
Molecule: messenger RNA, 516 nt
Organism: Arabidopsis arenosa
Lineage: Eukaryota; Viridiplantae; Streptophyta; Magnoliopsida; Brassicales; Brassicaceae
Source: the annotation of a GenBank genome assembly